GACUGGACCGUCGAUUGCACAUCGUCUCAUAUAACCUCGUCAACCGUGUCACGUAUCUUGUUUGUGAUACGAUAGAAGCUCCGCCAAGUGAACCGGAGUUUGUGGCUCUUUCGAAAGACCAUAUUAUGAACAUCCAGUGGUGAAGAAAGGGUCUGGCUACCCUCUUUACAAAUCAUGUCGCUCACUUUCAAAUUACUCUCACUCGCUAUUCGUACUGCCGCAAAGCCUAUCGGAAAUUAUAUCAAACGGCAGGCGAAAGAACAUGACGGCUUCCGAUAUUUCGCAGUCGCUCAGGCACAACGCCUACAUCGAAUAGAUAUGCGAAUGCGGCUCGGCAUACUCCACGACUCAGCAGCGCAGGAGCGCAUGCAUGAACGAGAGCAGAAGGCCGCAGGGGAGAAGAAACGCAAAGCUGAGACGCCUAUUGUACGAACGGAAGCCGAACAAAAGAAAUACGACGAGGAGCAGGAACGACUCGAGCGGGAAGGACCCAAAAAGGAAGAAAGUUCCAAGGUUCAGAAAGUGAAGAUCAGACCUCUUUCAGAGACGCGUGCGAUAGAAUUGGGCGCCAAUUUCUUUUCGGAGGCCUUCAUCUUUGGCGUUGCUGCUGGAUUGUUGAUCUGGGAUGCUUGGCGAAGUCGGAAGAAGGAAUCCGCCCGGCGGGACGACGUGGCAGAGAGAUUGGAGAAGCUCGAGGCAGAAGUUGAAAUGCUCCGGAGUGAAGUGGACCCAGAUCUGGAGACGCUGAAAGACCUUGGGCGACGAAUUCACGCCGCGAAAGAAGCCAAAUCAUCAAGAUGGUGGAAUCCUCUUUCCUGGGGCAGCAGAACAGUCGAGGACACUGCCAUUAUGGAGGAGACCAAUGAUCUUGGCAAGGCCCCGCCGCCUGAGCCACCCAUCACGCCGAUCAAAAAGAAGGUCGAGCCGAGCGAACCCGUGGCGGUGACGAAAAUUGCAGCUCCGAAGGACACUGCCACCAAGGCUCCUCCCGCAGAGCAGAGUGAAGCUGAGGAACAGGGUGCUACCAAACUGGUCGUUUCCAAGCAGGAAAAUGAAUGACGGACGCAAUCCUUGAAAAUCUGUAUUAUAGGAGACGUUCACGACGUCCUGUCGACUUAUUAUUGAUAGAUGAUACCCCGCUCACGUGGUCUUGAACUCAGCAUCUCCAAUCAUAUUAUGAUACCAUUACUAUUCUUCUGCUGUUCCAUCG
This is a messenger RNA of Dissoconium aciculare CBS 342.82, 1210 nucleotides long. RefSeq lists its product as uncharacterized. NCBI's taxonomy places the organism in Eukaryota, Fungi, Ascomycota, Dothideomycetes, Mycosphaerellales, Dissoconiaceae. Gene Ontology annotation, biological process: regulation of lipid metabolic process. Gene Ontology annotation, cellular component: mitochondrion. The transcript is spliced from 2 exons. Bases 175 to 1059 code for a protein of 294 amino acids. The record is from RefSeq and is a predicted model, not a curated record.